CUUUGACAGCGCUGCGGACAGACCGCUGCUCCACUGUGACGCUCUCGAACACACUCAUCGCACACACAGUGAAGACAGCUGAUUUCAGCUCCAGCUGCGAUCUACUUAUUUAUCUGUCUUUUUAAAAAGUGGACUCCAUGGCUGCUACAGGACUCCAGGACUCACCAGAGAAAAAAAGCCUGUCCUCCUCGGUGAAGCGCUAUGGCUCCACGGACAGCAGCGGCGAGCAUGAGCAUCAGAGCAACAGUCAUGCCAACAACCAUCAGUUCCUCGCGGCGAGAGCGGGUCAUUGGGUCGGGGCAGGUGAGGGAGAGGAGGCCCUACGCAGGAAGCUGAAAUACUUCUUCAUGAGUCCUUGUGAUAAAUAUCACGCCAAGGGCCGCAAGCCAUUUAAGCUGGGCCUGCAGCUGCUCAAGAUCAUCAUUGUCACAGCUCAGUUGGUGCUAUUUGGCCUCAGUAACCAGGUGGUGGUGACCUUCAAGGAGGAGAACACGAUGACCUUCAAGCAUCUCUUCCUCAAAGACUACGAUGAGUCCUCAGAUGACUCCUUUGCGGCUUACACGCAGCGCGAUGUCUAUGAGCACAUCUCCUUUGCCGUGGAGCAGUAUCUGGCCUUACCAGAGACCACAGUGGGACGCUACGCAUACGUGUACGGUGUUGGCGUGAAUGGCAGCGCACUCUCCCUCUGCCAGCAGUACUACAAGAAGGGAAGCAUCGACCCAGCCAACGACACCUUUAUUAUAGACCCACACAUCUCCACAAACUGUGUAGGUGUGAACCCUCUGUCCGUGCCCCCGUCUUCGCUCAGCAGCAACUACAAGAACUUCACGCUCAAGUUCCACAAGCUCAUUAAUGUCACAAUAGAGUUCCAGUUGAAGGCAAUCAAUAUACAGACCAUCAUCAACAACGAGAUCCCAGACUGCUACACCUUUUACAUAACGAUUGUUCUGGACAACAAGGCGCACAGCGGCAAGGUGAAGAUCCGGUUAGAAAAUCACGCAUCGAUUAAGGAGUGUAAAGAACCGAGCGUGUCUGGACAGGCUGAGAACUACUCUCGUGUAGCUUUUGACGUCGUGGUGGCUCUGGUGUGCAUGGUGUCCCUGCUUCUCUGCGGGCGCUCCAUACUGCGAGGCAUCACUCUGCAGCAGGAGUUUGUGGAGUUCUUUAAAGAGCGUCUGGAUCGUAAAGUGUGCUGGGCAGACCGGCUGGAGUUCAUAAACGGCUGGUACAUCCUCCUCAUCAUCAGUGACAUCCUCACAAUCACUGGGAGUGUCAUCAAAGUUGGUAUUGAGGCUAAGAAUAUGUCCUCCUAUGACCUCUGUGGCAUCUUGUUAGGGACCUCCACCCUCCUGGUGUGGGUGGGAGUAAUUCGCUACCUCACGUUCUUCCAGAAAUACAAUAUUCUGAUCAUCACACUUCGAGUUGCGUUGCCCAACGUGAUUCGGUUCUGCCUCUGUGUGGCCGUCAUCUAUCUGGGCUACUGCUUCUGUGGCUGGAUCGUCCUGGGACCGUACCAUGUCAAGUUCCGCUCCCUGUCCAUGGUGUCGGAGUGCCUGUUCUCCCUUAUCAACGGGGACGACAUGUUUGUGACGUUUGCAGGGAUGCAGGAGAGCAGCACUCUGGUGUGGCUGUUCAGCCAAGUCUACCUGUACACCUUCAUCUCGCUCUUCAUCUACAUGGUGCUUUCGCUGUUCAUUGCUCUCAUCACAGGAGCCUACGAGACAAUUAAGCACCAAACCCAAGAACCCAUCCACAUCACGGACCUACAGGCUUUCAUAGCAGAGUGCACAGACGCACCGAGCUCAGGGAAGUUCAGGGGUCUGGAAACCUCACCGUGCUCCUUCUUCUGCUGCUGCGACAGAACAACGACAUAUGAAGACGCCCUGCUGGUGAACUGAGGUUGAUCUUGGUGACCUCACUAGCUGCCCCCUGCUGGCUACAGGGAUACAUUGCACAGACUCCUGACGCCAACAUUCUGUGUCUGGGUCAAAUUCUUAAUACAAAUCCUAAGGAGGACCUGCCUUCAGCUGGACCAGCGCUCUGUACAAGGAAUAUACAACAUCAGUCUUUUUAUUGGACCUCAUAUUAGGCCUGUCUUCAUUUCCAUGGACUGAAGGCUGAUGAAGGACAGGACUCCCCCUCUGCGUGAAGAGGAAGACUCAGCACCAUCAUGGCUGAUGAAUGCAAAGACAUUUCUCUGUUCCUUGUAGGUAUUCCAAACAAAUCUGUAUUUUUUCCCCCUAUGUAUUUAAAAAUACACAAGGCUGAACCAGUGGCAGGGACGGCUGUUGAGAUACUAAACAGGUACAGGCUGGGGACCUGCAGAAGUACAUACAUGGUGUUGUUAUUUUUGUGUUUUUCACUUUUAUAGUAUUUCAAAGUUGGUUACCUCCUGAGGACAGGGCUCUAAAAAUGAGGCAUUUGUACAUCCCACAAAACAUAUCCAGCAACCUCACACUCUUUAUUUCAUAAUAACACAGCGCUGUCUACUGUGCAAACUACUAGAAUGAGAGGAGGAAUUCUACCUUCUAGUAUGCUGUCUUUUUUUAGACAAUCAGGGAGGACGACAGGACCACAAACAGAAAUACAGAAGGAGGUUUCAGGUGUGGAAUUGACUUGAUUUGCUCGCUCCCCACGGAGUGUAACGUUUCUAACUGAUUCUUUGGCUCCGGUCCAACAGCACGAGCAUCACGUUGCCUUCGAAUGUGUAUCUUUAGUUUCAUUUUGGAUGCCGCACUCGAUAGCUAUAGUGGAUUGAGUUGCAUUUGUCAGAGUAAUGAUCGAUGCGAGGGGAUGCACUCGCUCCCUAAAGAGGCACUUAAAAUUGUCUGUGGUCAGCUACUACGAGGAAAGCUGCUCUCCAGAGCGAUGUGCAUGUACUGUGUAUUUCUUUAACGAUGCCUAAAGUUCAGAAGUCAGACUUUCAUGUGACUUGUUUUUUAAAUGCCUUACAAAACGGAGCGGGUUUAGGGUUAGGAACAAGAAGAUAGAAUGUUGGCAGACAUAUAUAUGUUUAUCUACAUUAAUACCUUGAUGCCACAUUUUUUGCAGUUUUUAUUGUUAUGUCUUGUCUGAAACUGCAGUCUAGUGCUUGAAUAACUUUACAUUUCUCUGUCUAUAUUCUGCAUAAAACGCACAAUAGUUUCCAGAGUCUAGUAAUCUGGAUUCGUGAAUAUGUUUUUUGGAAAAGUGUCUGAGAUGAUCUUUGAUCCAAGCAGUUGCAGGUUCAUUUGAGUGUGAAGUGACAGAAGGUUUUUCUGUCACCUCAUAUUCUGUCUGAUGAGUAAACACUGGUACCUUUAUACUUAUUUUAUUUAGGGAUUUAGAUGAAAAAUAUGUGUGCCAAACAUAUCAAUGGCCUUAACUUAUUGUUGAUUUUACAUGCAUGUACUUGUAUUUCCUGAUAUUCCUUUCCUAAUGUUUGAAGAUAUCAUGUUUUUAUACAGAAAAAUAUGUGCUUUUACCUAAGAAAUGCUAAAAUGAAGUCAACUAUCUAGUGACAAAAUGUUCCCUGAUCAUCUUUGAAAAUGAAUUAUUUCGUUUCAUUCUAACACAGUUCCUUUGACUCAUCAGAAGAGGGAGCUUGUUGUUCAUGAGUGUGGACACUGUAUCAGAGGACUACAAGUUUAUUUCUCUUCUUGAAAAAGAUGGCAGAGGAAAAAAGGCACAUUGAAAGUUUAAAGGAAACUACGAUUCUUGAUUUCUGCCAAUAAAUCCUUCGGUCCGACACAGUCAAACACA
Molecule: messenger RNA, 3741 nt
Organism: Pleuronectes platessa (European plaice)
Lineage: Eukaryota; Metazoa; Chordata; Actinopteri; Pleuronectiformes; Pleuronectidae
Gene: mcoln1a
Product: mucolipin TRP cation channel 1a
Exons: 14
Coding region: 138-1898 (586 amino acids)
Cellular component (GO): plasma membrane; lysosomal membrane
Molecular function (GO): NAADP-sensitive calcium-release channel activity
Source: RefSeq, a predicted model, not a curated record